AUGGCUAUGCUAGCGGAUGAUGUCGUUGACACUGCUGGUGUUGGUAGCAGCAACUUCGAUGCUAGCCCCGGGGUGGCGGCAGCAGCAGCAGCAGUUGCUCUGAACCAGCCAGCCGAAGAUCAGGAGGAUGUGGUCUAUAACUGCCGGAUGUGCCGACGCGCGGUGUUUAAUGGCGCGGACAUCGAGAAGCACGAGGCGGCGCAGCACAACUUCCGCCGUCGAAAGUCGAAAGGCGUAACAUCCAAGGGACCGUGCUCGUCCAUCUUCCUGUCCGAGCCGAAACGGUGGAUGAAGCAGCAGGCGGGGGAGAUGGAAGGAAAGCUGUCUUGCCCGAACAAGGCGUGCGGGGCCCGGCUAGGCUCACUGAAGUGGACGGGGGCGCAGUGUUCAUGCGGGUCGUGGAUUACCCCUGCUAUACAGUUCCCCAGGAAGAACCUCGACGCGCGGCCGAGAGUCUCCACCGGACCCCCGCCCGGCACGGUGGUGCAUCCCUCCCUGCUUGCAGCCGGGGGGUUGGGAACUCCCUUUUUGACGAGGCGUGCCGAUCAUAAUUGCGAAUGGCACCCGCGUAGGAGUUCGCCCAAGAUAUGGUACAGAUGUGUCACGGGCCACCACGAUCGUAGGGGGUAGGUGACGUCGGGCGGCGGUAGUAAACGACACGAUAAGAUCAGCACAAAAUGUUGCCGGGGCACACGACAACGCGGCAACUUUGUAUCUAGUUCCGAGCUUGUUUCUGCCUAUAUCCCCCUCCGUUUCUAAUCGCGUCCUCAUUUUCACUCAAGUUUGGAUCAACUAUAAUAAGCAGUACUCUACCUGGAGCCUUCGUCCCUCGCGGCGGGUAUACAAACAACAUCAUCAACACCUCCGCCGCAUGUAGUCCUAUCACUGCAGCUUGCCCGAAGGACUCGGCACUAACCCCCUGGUCCACAUUCUUCGACUUCGGCACCCACCCAUCUGCCAGGACCAGUUCUGGGCCAAAAAAGGUUCCUCUAGCUUGUCUAGCUGUGCGAAGUACCUCACAGACUUCCUUGAAGCCGCCAUACACAACAACAAUAAUCUCCGUCUGCCAGCUGAGGAGCGAUGUUUUCUCCGGGCAACCAGGAGCACGUGAUCUCACCCCGUUCCCCAAUAGGCCAGGGGUAAGAGACGGAUAGCACGAUACCAUACGCUUGCCGCACCAGAUGGGCUCCUUUGCCCCUCAAGCUCCACACAAACAGCAGUACCAUGUUUUGACAUUUUUUUUUUCUUCGCACACCACGGCCGGAGGCACCACCGCAGCGUGCCAGGUAUCCUGGCCAUGGGACACAUGGGUUUAACGUAUCGCACAUUCUGUUGACAUACCUAACAUCCGGCUGUAUUUACACGAGAGAAUCGCCACGCGUCUCUGAAAGCCACACCACGACUGACUGCGAGCAAGCACCCACUCGCACAAAAAAAAAAAAAAACACACACACUGCGCAAACGGCAACCUCAGCGGUUCGCUGUCCCGGCCCUCUCCCCUCCCCCCAUCCCCCACACCAACCUCAGCCCACUAGUGCUCCCCAAACACUGGCCAAGCCACGCCUUUUCACUCACAUCAAACCUUUGCCUCUCCACUUGCAACGUCUCUCCGUGGUGUUCCAACACAGACCAAACGGCACCAUCAUCAUCAAUGUCUUGUACCGCCUCCCGCCAAACCAACAACACCGAUCAAUUUCUUCGACAGCCGACAUGAGUCAUCAACUACCGCCGCCGCAGCAUGGUCAAGUAUACACCCAUGUCCCGGCGCUCA
This is a messenger RNA of Ectocarpus siliculosus, 1771 nucleotides long. Lineage: Eukaryota; Phaeophyceae; Ectocarpales; Ectocarpaceae. The record is from the annotation of a GenBank genome assembly.